AUGGACAAAGAAGAAAAUAGGGUAAGCAAGCAAGAAGUAGAAGAUGGCAUUGGCAUUGGAAACUCGACGAUUGGGUAUGACCCAAACCGGAUACCCGCCUCCAUUUUCUCCACCAAACCCACUAACCCAAGCGAGUGGAGUGUAGCCUCCAACGAGUCUCUAUUCAGCAUCCACAUGCCCAACAAUAGUUUCUCGCGCGAUUACGCCAUUUUAUAUGGAAAAUCAGCCGAUCUUCAGGACUUCCAGCUUAGGAUGUCGGGAGAGCUCCCCAGACUCGAUGAAUGGAAUAAAUCACAAUUAAAGUCGAGCGAGCUGAUAGGGCUUCCCUCAGUUGUUGAAGAAACUUGGCCGUCCCUCGAUCAACAUGAAAUGGGAAAACAGGGUCAGCCUAAUGUUGUUAGUGCUAAUCAAAUGGUUAUUACAAAAAUUGUGAGUAGCCCCCACACUUUCUCGAGCCCACCUCGCUUUUCUCACGACAUUCGAAACAACAGUGCCAGCUCCUUUGUUUUCCCACUGUAA
Messenger RNA from Striga asiatica, 519 nucleotides. Lineage: Eukaryota; Viridiplantae; Streptophyta; Magnoliopsida; Lamiales; Orobanchaceae. The record is from the annotation of a GenBank genome assembly.